CGCAGCCAUCUUGUACUUCUAGCGAGGAGCGGACACAAAAAGAAAAAAGGAAAGGAAAAUUGAUUAGUCAAAUUUGAAGAAAAUAGGAAUGUCUUUAAAGUUUCUGUAACACCACAACGUUAGGAUACACCAGCUUGACAAAGGGGAGUAGAAAAAACUCAAAUUUACAUCCAAGUGCCUCGGACAUCUAGACUCUCAAGUCAUCUUUUGCCUGCUGUAGGAGAGAAGGAAGGAACAGACAAUUCGCCGACUGAAAAACACAUCCCCAACGUCAAAUCAUGAAUCCCGAAUAUGACUACCUUUUUAAGCUCCUGCUCAUCGGUGACUCUGGUGUCGGAAAAUCCUGCCUCCUGCUACGAUUUGCAGAUGACACCUACACAGAGAGCUACAUCAGCACCAUCGGGGUGGACUUCAAAAUCCGGACCAUUGAGCUGGAUGGCAAGACCAUCAAACUGCAGAUUUGGGACACGGCCGGCCAGGAGAGGUUCCGCACCAUCACCUCUAGUUACUACAGGGGCGCCCACGGCAUCAUCGUGGUGUACGACGUCACAGACCAGGAGUCAUACAACAACGUGAAGCAGUGGCUGCAGGAGAUCGAUCGCUACGCCAGCGAAAAUGUCAACAAGCUAUUGGUGGGCAACAAGUGUGACCUCACCACCAAGAAGGUGGUGGACUACACAACAGCCAAGGAGUUUGCUGACUCCCUGGCCAUCCCUUUCCUGGAGACGAGUGCCAAGAACGCCACCAACGUGGAGCAGGCCUUCAUGACCAUGGCCGCCGAGAUCAAGAAGCGCAUGGGUCCCGGCGCCACGGCCGGCGGCGACAAGCCCAACCUGAAGAUCGAGAGCACCCCCGUCCGACAGUCUGGAGGGGGCUGCUGUUAAAGGACCCUGCCUCCAGCAACCCUGGAACCCCCUCCCUCCCCCCCCCCCCCCCCUUCUCCCCACAACCAGUCCUGGGUGUAAAGUGGAGCCCCACUCCCCCCCCCCCUCACUCCUAUCUCUACUCACCCCCCACAAACACUCCUCCCUGUUCACUAGCCACCCAGCUGCAUAGAUGGAUAUCUGAACACACACCUUCACACCCCAUCCUCCUCUCCGAUCACUCGGAAAACCGACAUCCAGGCAGGGGCUAGCGGGAGGGACGAGUGGAUGGAUAGAGGGAGAAGUAGAGGAGGAAAUGGAGGGACUGGAGAAGGAUUGGAAAGAGAAAGAGCCAAGAUGGGGGUUGGGGUUUGCAGAGCAAAGAGGAUGAACCUACAGUAAAUAUGAGAUCAGUAGAGAGGAACAGGAUGAUGGGAGGUUUCGAUUCUGAUUCCGUCUCAACCUGUAACACACACAGACACACAUUUUUUUGCUGUCUCCCCUCCCCCCCUUCUAUUUCCUAUAGGCACUGUCUGCCAUUGCAGAAUCAAUGUCUUCACCAUCCAUAUAGCAACAACACCCAGCAUCUUAGAAAUAAUCCAGUUGGCUGUCUUCAUAUUGGACCUGGCUAUGCCGUGGAGAGAGGGAGGGAGAGAGAGAGAAUGAGUCACGUGUGUGUGUGUGAGUCACCAUUCACCGUUGUGAAUGCAGUAGUAACAAUUAUUUACUCUUCCGCUGUGGAAUAUGAACAGCCAACGCGGUGCGGUGCAGACAGUGGAGUUGUAAAGGCCUCACCAUGCCAGAUAGAGACAGGAGAACAGUGACUCACCACGGCCAUUAUUGAUGAGGGUGCAGGGAUGCCCACUUUCAGUCCUCCCCUUCCCCCUCUUCCCCACUCUCUCUUACACACACACAUUAUUUUAAGUGAAAUCAGCAUUAGAGACACACACAGCCGGUCUGUUUUUGGGGUCAGGGAAAGGCGAGAGUUAAGCUCAGAUCUCCUGGUAGCACAGGAGAUCUUCUGGUUGGACUUGGAAUCACUUCAACACUCCAUCCAUUCAUCCAUCUUGGAGCGAGGGGGGGGGUCACACUGGGAGAAGCCAAGAGGAAACCAGAACGGUGGUUUUAAGUGCUGUGAUAUAUGGUGUUGGCUUGUGUUUUUUUGUUGUUUUUUUUUUGUCUACAUCAGUUCAUAAGAUAGAGAUUUCACAUGUAAAAUGGAGAAAAAAACAACAAGAUUGUCUUUCUGUCCAGAAAUGACACUAUAUAUUACAGUAUGAUGGUUCUUCAAUAAACACACAUGCACACACACACACACAUCCACACUGAUAGGAGCAUGAUGUAGUUAUACUGUAGACACAGGGUGGGGUGGGGAGGUGAGGUGUUAGGCUGGGAAGCCAAUAUUCAACUAUGAAUUAACCAGACACACAAGAUAUUGGCAAUAUUCUGUGUUCAUCUUAAUAUACUUUUACAGUUUUAUUAUAAUUUUAUUUGAUAUUUUUAUUUCAUGUUGAUUUUGUUUUCUAAUCGAGAAAAAGCUUGUACAAAUUGCUUAAUGCUGUCCGAUUAUAAGUUGGGUUUGGGAUUUCAAUGUGUGGUCUGAACUAGGUUGAGGGUUAACCGGGGGUGAAAGCUACUGUUCCCUUCCUUCCCUUGCAAGAGUCCUCAUGACAUCUGUCCUCAGCAUUUAUUGACCCGUGAUCAUUCACAGUCACGGUGUUGAGACCCCCCCCCCCCCCCCCAGCUGUUGUCAUGUGUGUCCUGCAUUGCAGUACGUGUUUUAGAUCUCACUUCAGUCGGCAUGGUGGAUUAAGUGUGACAGAAGCGUGUGUGUCACGCUUCUGUCUUCAGAAGGGUGAGCUGUCUCAAUCAUAUUAGAUUAGUGGAUUAGAGCUCUUCAACUGUCAAGCUGUUGAAACAUAAUACAUUAGCUGCCGUUUUUGGAGUCUAGAGUGUGUUUUAUCUGUGUUAGUCCUGUCUAGGCCUCCUCGACCAUAGCUUCCCCCAGCCCAACCCUAGUCUUUGUGUUGUUUCUCCAUAGCUAUCCUAUGGAACCUGACAGGAAUGUGGUCGAAAACUCCUACCCCCUCGCCUCAUAGCAUGGGGUCAAUACACUACAGAGAAAAGACAAGCUACCCUAGCUUCUCUCUGCUCAAAUCUUCGGUUUUGCGUCUUGAAGGUCAAUGGCCCCAAUAGCUUUGGUUUUCGAGGUCGGUUUUGGUUUUACACAGUUUACAACAGAGGAGGUAAAGGCUAACUGAAGGAUGUUGUAGUCCAGAUGGUUUCGAGCCUCAGUCCGCAGGAGUGCACUUUGCUUGGCCUCUCUUAAUGUGGCUCGAAACCUGCUUGUUGCCUGUCUCCCUCCCUAUUGGCAUCGACAGCUUGGUUGGGGUUGGGCGUUUUGAGUGUGUGAUUGUAGUUCUGAACCUGUGUCUGUUCAUAUCUAUGUACAAGGGGGAGUCCCUCACCAGACCUGAGGUCUGCUCUAAGAGUCAGUUGGAAAGGCCUUCCGUUGAGUUGUGGUGUUCGGCUCUGAAGUAGGGCCAUCACUGCAGCUUCAUCGAGUUCCUCAAGGUGUUUUUUUUUGUUGUGGUGUACAGGGACUGACUGGUCACGGUUCCAAGACCGGAUAUGAACUCCCUUGCAUCCGCCUCCGGCCCAAACCGUCGCCCUAACUGUGAUGGAUCCACACAGUCUCCACUAACUGCUCCUCUCCGCUUAUACAGAAAAUCUCGUUCCGACUUUGGGAGUUGUUCCUGGUCCGGCUGUCGGGAGAUGACGCAGAACUUUUAUUUCAGCAGCUGUGCUUCAGGUGGUGAACGCCUCAGGCUCUGCCUGUGUGUGCGUGAGCAAAGUGCAACUUCAGCCUCCGAGACUGACCGUCCGAAGAAAACCGACGAAGGGUUGCUGCCCUCCCCAUGCGGCCGGACUCCAGUCUGCGGACACUCCCAGGGGUGUGAAGCCGCAAACGCACCGCCCGGUCCUGUGUGUGAGGGAACAAAUAAGUAUCGGAUGUGGAUGUAAAGGUGACGCUAGAUCUUGGUCGUCUGCGCUAUAUCCAUUGUGUGUUGUGGAAGUGUCCCCACAGAUGUAGUCCCAGCCUCGUCCCUUUGCAACCUUGUGACGGAAGACUGAAGGGGACUGGAAUUUCAAGUCGGUUAGGUGCGAUGAAUCCGGAUGUGUUUGGCCCAGAGUUCUCAGCUGACUGCUUGGGUAGGGGCGGGAACAGUAGUGGAGGGGGGGGGGGGUGUGUGUUUGCUGUAGGGGGGCGGGGUUAGAGUGUGUAACAUUCCUGGGCUUAUGAAUACAUGUCGGCUUUUCCGGCAUUCCCUCGGAUCUCACGUGAGUAAUGGCGAACGAAGCGGUUGUUUGGAACUGUCACACUAAGACACACAAACACUCACACUCGCUCAGACACACCGAGUGUAAGUUUUGCACCUGAGAGUGUGGAUCCCAUUCUGCAUUUAUUCUGAAUGUUCUUUCUGUUCAAGAAGUCUUGAUAUUCUACUGAUUUUAAUAUAUUCAUUGAACUAUACUGUGGUAAUAGUGUGUCUGGCCCAGCAGAGGACUUUGGGGCACGGAGGUUUUGUGGGUGGGACUUCAAAGGGGGGGGGGGGGGCUUUGGCAGGGACUUACUUAUGAAUGUGAUUAUGAUGAAACUGCUUGAGUCUGUUCUUUCUUUCCCCCUACUUUUAUUUCGUAUUCAUUUGGAGAAGAAAAGGAGGGGUGUGGGGGGGGGGGGGGGGUUUGUAUGUCAUUUGCACACGUGUAGCUGUCCCAUGGCUUAAUAAAGACACACACACUUACAGGCGUUUCUUAACACCGAGCUCCUGGCUGCUGAGCUCACCUGUCGUUCACCUGCUCUUUCUGUUCCUCGCUCGUCCAGAGAGGUGCUCCGUCUCACUGCUGAGUUUGGUCAUCUUGGGGUUGUUUUUUUUUCUGUACAUACUAUAAAUAUAUAUAUAAUAAAACAAAUAAAAAAUAUCAAUGUCAA
Messenger RNA from Osmerus eperlanus (European smelt), 4857 nucleotides. RefSeq names its product zRAB1B, member RAS oncogene family a (gene rab1ba). NCBI's taxonomy places the organism in Eukaryota, Metazoa, Chordata, Actinopteri, Osmeriformes, Osmeridae. Gene Ontology annotation, molecular function: GTPase activity; GTP binding. Gene Ontology annotation, biological process: vesicle-mediated transport. The record is from RefSeq and is a predicted model, not a curated record. The transcript has 6 exons. Bases 279 to 884 code for a protein of 201 amino acids.